Molecule: messenger RNA, 1388 nt
Organism: Nematolebias whitei (Rio pearlfish)
Lineage: Eukaryota; Metazoa; Chordata; Actinopteri; Cyprinodontiformes; Rivulidae
Product: phosphate carrier protein, mitochondrial
Exons: 8
Coding region: 113-1189 (358 amino acids)
Biological process (GO): mitochondrial phosphate ion transmembrane transport
Cellular component (GO): mitochondrial inner membrane
Molecular function (GO): phosphate transmembrane transporter activity
Source: RefSeq, a predicted model, not a curated record
GGACAAAUAGAUUUACACGAGGUCAUUCAGUCUCUUCGAGCAGCCGGCUACAGCAACGCGGAGGCGCCAUUUUAAGGCACUGAAAGAUUCUGCCGGCAGGUAGUCCACCACCAUGUACCCGAACUCCCUGACUCACCUGGCCCGGGCCAACCCGUUCAGCGCCCCCCUGUUCACCCUCCAGAAAGCGGAAGAGCCCCAGCAGAACCUCCAUGGAGCACAGAGGACUCGUAGACUGGCAGCAGCCUCCACCGUAGACGAGGAUGUCAGCUGCGAGUUUGGCUCCUCAAAGUACUAUGCUCUUUGCGGUUUUGGUGGUAUCCUGAGCUGCGGCAUCACACACACUGCAGUGGUACCGCUCGACCUGGUCAAGUGCCGUCUACAGGUGAAUCCAGAUAAAUAUAAGAGCAUUGGGAACGGCUUUGCAGUGACUGUGAGAGAAGAUGGAGUCCGAGGUCUGGCGAAGGGCUGGGCCCCCACCUUUUUUGGUUAUUCCAUGCAGGGGCUCUGCAAGUUCGGCUUCUACGAGGUUUUCAAGAUCUUCUACAGCGACCUGUUGGGAGAGGAGAAUACGUACCUGUGGAGGACAUCGCUGUACCUGGCAGCCUCAGCCAGCGCAGAGUUCUUUGCCGACAUUGCUCUGGCUCCCAUGGAGGCUGUCAAAGUCCGGAUCCAGACCCAGCCCGGCUACGCAAACACCCUCAGACAGUGUGUCCCCAAGAUGUUCGCAGAGGAGGGGCUGUGGGCGUUCUACAAGGGUGUGGUUCCCCUGUGGAUGAGGCAGAUACCCUACACCAUGAUGAAGUUCGCCUGUUUUGAGCGAACUGUGGAGACGCUCUACAAAUAUGUUGUUCCUAAACCUCGGAGCGAGUGCAGCAAGCCGGAGCAACUGGUUGUCACCUUCGUAGCCGGAUACAUCGCUGGUGUGUUCUGUGCCAUCGUGUCCCAUCCUGCUGACUCCGUGGUGUCUGUUCUAAACAAAGAGAAGGGCAGCACUGCCUUGCAGGUCCUGAAGAGACUCGGUCCCAAAGGUGUGUGGAAGGGUCUGGUUGCUCGUAUCAUCAUGAUCGGAACUCUGACUGCCCUGCAGUGGUUCAUCUACGACUCCGUCAAGGUCUACUUCCGCCUGCCCCGCCCACCUCCCCCAGAGAUGCCAGAGUCCCUGAAGAAGAAGCUUGGCCUCACAGAUUAACACCCCCGCACACACACACACACAGUCCUUCAGUCCAGACCUGCUCCCCAGCACACAGCAGAUUUCUAUAUUUAUGUCCUGGGCUCAUACUGCUCCACAGCACAGUGUCCCUCUGUAGAAACUCCUGGAUGGUUUUAUCACUUCCUGUCAUUAGAACAUGUGGAAAUUCUAAUAAAAUAAAUUUCCCAGGAAAAUCCCA